This is a messenger RNA of Prunus armeniaca (apricot), 207 nucleotides long. Lineage: Eukaryota; Viridiplantae; Streptophyta; Magnoliopsida; Rosales; Rosaceae. The record is from the annotation of a GenBank genome assembly.
AUGUUGAAGACUAGGAUGAAUACCUUGAAUAUGAGAAUGAACCUGAUGAACACCUUGAAUAUUGAUAUGAACAUGUUCAAUAUGUCUAAAAAUUCUGAUAGAGUAAGUCAUGACCCCCUACCUUUGGUGGGGAAGAUACUGAGAGUGAAGAGCCCAGUCAAUAUGUUUGUUCUGAAGAUGAGAGUUCCCAGACAGAGGGUGUGGUAG